GGCGGCGGACUGAGAGCGGCCCGAAGCAGCCGCGCUCGCAGCCUGGCCGGGGCCCCGGGGGGGCGGCAUGGGCGGCUCGGCGCGGCGGCGGGGGAGAUGAGCCUCGACGACCACCAUGGGCACGGCCGUCUCCAAGCGCCGCGCCCUUCGCAACGAGGCCGUGGCGUCGGUGGCGGCCAAAGUCAGAGCGGCAAGGGCCUUUGGAGACUACCUGUCCCAAAACCAUCCUGAAGGCAGGAAUGGCUCAGAUCACCUCUUGGCAGAAUCCUACGUGGGUCCAGAAGACUCUCCAGAGAUGCACCAGGCUGCUCAGAACAAGCGCCGACUGUCGCUCAUAUCGGACGGCAAGUUUGAAAGAAGCUUCUCAGAGGAGCGUGGUGAGAAGCUGACAGGAGAGGGCCCCAAGCCCCGAGUUUACACGAUCUCUGGUGAGCGGCCCAUGCUGUCCCAGCACCAGAGUGAGAGCAUGGAGCUGGUGGUCAUCAAAGGACCUGAGGCUGAGGAAGAAGAGGAGGACGACUGCUCCCAGGGACAGCCCUUGCAGAACGCUGGCAGCUCUCAUAACAUCAGCAGGCAUUGCAAAGAUGGCUGGACAAGCAAUCGGCAGGCCUCCAAGGAGUGCCCCGGGUGUACCCAGUUGGCUGCUCCUUCACAGCAUGCCUUUGAUCUCGAGCAUCAUCAUCAUCAUCACCACCACCAUCAUCACCAGGCUGGCGAGACUGGCUGGCGCCGAAAGAAGUUGGAGAGGAUGUACAGCAUUGACCGUGUGUCGGAUGACGUUCCAAUCAGGACUUGGUUUCCCAAAGAGAACCUGUUCACUUUCCAAACAGCUACAACAACUAUGCAAGCGGCAUUCAGGGGCUACGCAGAGAGGAAGAGGCGGAAGCGGGAAAAUGAUUCUGCAGCUCUGAUUCAGAGAAAUUUCAGGAAGCAUCUGCGCAUGGUGGGGAGCCGUCGCAUGAAGGCGCAGACAUUUGCCGAGCGGCGAGAAAGGAGCUUCAGCCGAUCCUGGAGCGACCCGACUCCCAUUAAGCCUGAAAACCUCAAUGACUCCCGAGAAAGCCAUGAGUUCCAGGACUCCUGCUGCGCACUUGAUAAGAGUGUUGACUUGAACUGGGAGGCAGAGAAAGAGCUUGAAGCUGCAGCCUGCAGUGGGGAGGACUUCAUCCCACCCAAGAUCAUGCUCAUUUCUUCCAAGGUGCCCAAAGCAGAAUACGUUCCAACAAUCAUCCGCAGGGACGAUCCAUCCAUCAUCCCCAUUCUCUAUGAUCAUGAACAUGCUACCUUUGAUGACAUUUUGGAGGAAAUUGAGAAGAAGUUGAAUAUCUAUCGGAAAGGCUGCAAAAUUUGGAAGAUGCUAAUUUUCUGUCAGGGCGGCCCGGGUCACUUGUACCUCCUGAAGAACAAAGUCGCCACCUUUGCAAAAGUGGAGAAGGAGGAAGACAUGAUCUAUUUCUGGAAGCGGCUGGGCCAUCUGAUGAGCAAACUGAACCCUGAACCGAAUGUGAUUCACAUCAUGGGGUGCUAUGUACUUGGAAACCAUAAUGGAGAAAAGCUUUUCCAAAACCUGAAGAACUUAAUGAGCCCCUGUCGAGUUACCUUUGAAUCUCCACUAGAACUUUCUGCUCAAGGGAAGCAGAUGAUCGAAACUUAUUUUGAUUUCCGCCUUUACCGCCUUUGGAAGACCCGCCAGCACUCCAAACUGCUGGAUUAUGAUGACAUCUUAUGAGGGCACCCAAAAUCACCCAGGAGCGGCUGAUUUCAGCGGAGUCCAAAUGGCCAAGCUUCGUGCUGAGAGACCUUUUCCAAGGUACAGGGGAGGCCAUUGGAGCCCCUUGGUGGUGGCAGUGGCACCGCAGAGCUAGACGGGAACACUGAUGGGACGUCGAGAGCUUUGGAGAGGAUGGCCUGCUACCUCAGGCGUGCAGAGUCGGACCAGCACGUAUGGCUGUUGGUGGGAGUGCUGUGGAACAGGCCGGGAUUGGACUGAGCUCAUUUAGUUCACAAAGGGCCAAACUCAUCUGCAGGUCCUUUUCAAAAGACACUUAAAGCUCAGGUUUUCUUAACUACAAGAACUCAAAUGACAAUCUUUUUCUUUGUGCUACUGAAUGAAGGGGGAGCAUCUGUGUGCAGCAUCCUCCUGUUUUUCAUGCACAGCUGUCUCUCUUUUGGAGGCAAGGAACGCCAUACUCAACCCCGCGUGCUUUGAGCUGCAAGGUCCAAAACCUUUGCGUUGAUCAGAGAAAAUCCAGACUUUAAAAAUCUUACUAAUUUUAAUAGGGAAAAAUAAGUGCAAUUUUUAUAUGAAUAGAGGGAAUAUUUAAUUAGCUAUCGAUGUAAACACACAUCAGUAAUUAAUAGAUGAGAUAUUUUUUGUCUGCUUGAAAAUAUAUUUGAAAUAGUAAUAUAUCUUCUGUAGACAUAUAUGUGUGUGUGUGUGUGUGUGUGUAUAUAUAUAUAUAUAUAUAAAUAUAUAUGUAAUCACCAGCAGGAUUGGUUUUUGACGUGCUAAUUUGCAGACCUGCAUGUCUGCACUUUUAAUUUGGAUUCCAAUCUAGCUUGGGAGGACACUUUAACUGUAGGUUCCCUUAAGGAGAUUGUUCCUGUGUUGAAAGAACAACCCACAUUCUUAUUUGCUGCUUGGCAAAACUAGAGUUUUGUCCAACAUUUUUAGUUUAGAAAUACAGCGAUGUAGCCAAGAGGAAUCUUGCCCUGUUCUCAUGAAAAUAUAUAUCGCAACCAACUAGCCAUGUUAACAGACUCACUCGCUGCUCUUAAUUGUGAUGUCUUUUUGAGGAGGAGAAGGGAAUCUGAAAGAUAGCUUUUAGUUCUUUGGCUGUUGUGUGGAGCUGAGAACAUCAGCCAUGGCAGCUUGAUUUUGGAGGGGAAGUCUUCUUUGUGUGUAAAACUGAAGUGCAGUGCAGAGGGGUGUGUUCCCCUCCAUACCUUUUUUUGUGUUGGCACAGAAAGGAAAAUUUGUCAGUGAUCAUUUGAUAGAAUCUAUCUCUGUUCCAGACAAAGCUAGUAUGUGGUUGUUGUCUGUGUGUGACUGUAGUCGGAUGAUCCAGCUCUUUGCUUAGUACCUUUUGAGGAAAUAUUUUGAGACAGGUGGAUGGUUCUUUCAUACUCACCUUCAUGUUCAAGCGACAUGAAUAGCCAUGGAGGCUGUGCUCUCCAAGGCAGGUGUCAUCUUCAUGGUUAUUUGAGGUGGGCUUACUGUUUGUUCCUGACAAAAAGUGAAAUGUUGGGGAGACUAAUUUGGAGGUCUCCCUGCAUUCUUAGCUUUCUGAGAAAAUGGUGACGUGAAGACAAGUGUACAUUAUGAAUCUUCCUUGGACCUUUCCUUGUGGUGAUGCUUUUCAUCCUUUCUUGCUAUUUGUACCAUUGAUAGCCAAACCACCAACAACUGAUGGCUGAACACCAGUCCUUUUACUGUCUGUCUCUAUUUGCGCUAGAAAACUUUUCUGAGCUUCUGAAUCAGAAAGCAGGCGGAAAAUGACAAUGACAUUCAAGUUUUGUCGUAUUUACAAAUUUAACUCUUUAGUUUGCCAUCUUCAUGUUUUAGUUCCAGAAUUUCAAUUUUGAAGGAUAUGUUCCAAAAACUAAAGUCCUUUAUUUAUUUUUUGCUAAACCUAUUUGACUGUCCUGUUUCAGAAUUAACCUUCCAGUGUCCCAUUCUUUACAUUGUGUCUUUCUCAGCAGCCCUUAAAUCCAACAGCAUGUUGGAUUGGGCAUGUUUGUAUAAUUUUCUUGACAAGCUGGUAAAAAGUUUUGCAAGAAAACCUGAACAAGGACCAUUUUAAAAACUUUUACUCCUUAAAAUCCAUUUCAUCAAGAGGUAAUGGGAAGUCAUUCAAAAUAAUAAUAUAAGAUCGUAAUUCUCUUGGCAGUUUAUUUUGUAAUGCUAAUACUUCCCUAUGGAGUGCUUUUGUAGUUGCUGUUUGUUGUGGGAGACAGAGGGCUCCAAUGUUUAUUUGCAGGCUCAGUUGAGCAAAGAAUUGUACAGAAGAUUUUUUUAUAAAUAAUGUAAGUGGUUUGGUCUCCAAUCAGCUGCACCUGGGGGGAUGCCAGAUAUGCUCUGCUGUAACACAAGACUGCUUCAAAGAAGUGUCAUGGUAGAGCUUUUGUACGUUUCGAGGGCAUUUUGAUACAUGAUGUUUUCCAUAUAUCAAGGUAAUUUCCAUGUACAUGAAAGCAUAAACACAAUCAUAUUUGCAGUACAGUAUGUGUGUGUGUGUGUAUGUUGCCAGGGAUCACUCAACCACUAUGUACUUGUGGCAGAAUAAGCACUUGUGCCAUGCUUCGAAUGAAUGGUGAGAUUGGAGGUCUAUUAGCCGGAGCGCAGUCAGUGGCUGCCCAGUUAUUCCAGCAGGGAAGCUUGCAGAGAGGGUUUGAUAGGCAGACUCAUUCCCAGUUGCUUGACAUUUGUUAUAAACUGCCCCUGGACAUGGAGGUCCUAUUCUUGGUCAUCGUGGCUAAUAGCAACAGAUAGACCCAUCUUUCAUAAAUCUCUGUGGGUUUUUUUUUAAUCCCUCUCUGCUAGCAGCUAUUACCAACAUCUUAGGACAAUACCAGUUAUAUAUUUUACUCUCUAUUUUCUUAGAUUCUGUCUGUGUAGGAAAAGGUUACAUUUAAAGUAGUGGUAUUGAGUGGUGGGAGGGGUGUUCAAAUGACUCAAAGAAGCUCUUAGAUGUGGCCCUUAGAUGCUGCCCUUUGUCUGCAUUGUAGAAUCAUAUAAUUGGAAGGGCUUCAGUCACAACCAGCAUUUUCUCAAAACUUACAAGGCAGGGGAAAGUCCAGAACCUCCCUGGGCACCUUGUUUUAUUCAUGAACUGCUGUGCUUCGAGUCAGAAAAUAGUUCCUCCAUGUUUUAAACCAGAUCUACCUCCCAGUAAUUUUAAAGCCAUUGGUCCUUGUCUUACCCUCUGUGGGCAAUUACGCUACUUCUCCUUCUUUCUGGUUUUCUCUGCCUAGGAGGUGGCCUCAAAGGGUAUAGCUUAAAGCCCUUAAGGUACUCCUCUUGGGAACCUGAAGCCCUCUUGGCUCUUAAGUGGGGGAAAGAAGCUUACCUCAUUAUUAGCUGUUGGAGUCCUGAAUUUUUAGGAGGGACCUAAUCUUCUGUGUUGUCCUCCUACAUGCAGUUCCUUUCUGCCAGGCCCUGAGUAUGCUCCCAAGGUCUACCUCCUCAGUGAAUUGAGGAGGAGGUGAUGCCUCUCAGUUAUCCAAUUUUGACGUCUUUCUACGUCUUUCUGCAGUCAAGGUGAUAAUUAUGGACAGCGUGAAAGCUAGCUCUACUCUGUCCUACUGGACUCCUUGUGGAUUGGGGAAAAGAAACCUAUGCUACUUUGAUGCAGAAUGAAUUCAAAAGGACUCUCAUGGAGCACUAGGCUAAGAACAUUAGAGCAUCCCUUGCCAGUAAUUUUUUUUAAAAAAAAUAAAGACCAGUAGCUUAAUAGCACAUUAAGAUACAUACAGGCGAGUCAAAAUUUCUCCUAAGAUCUUGCCCAACUUAGGAGCAUUGUAACAGCUUCCCUGCUUAAAAUCAGAUUUUAAGAUGCAAAACAGCAAGCCAGAACCUCUCCUAGGAAUCUCAUAAAUAUUUCUCACCUCUCUGGAGCUUAGCAGGGAGAAUGCUACAGAAGUAAACCUUGUCCUGUCCCCUGCUGACAAUGCUUCCCAUGAUACGAGAAGAAAGUGCAGGGCCUCCCCUGUAGAUCAUAGGGCUCAUAGGAGGUGCUUCCUAGAUAGGUUAUGUUGUGUCUUCCUGAGAUGCUGUCAUUUCAGUCCCCUAUGAUGUGAACCCGGUACAACUGCCGUAGUCCUGUGGCUUUAAGCACUGUAAUAAUAUGUCUUUGGAGAGCUUCAACAUUAUUGGUGCUCUGAGGCUGAUGCAAAUGCCUUCCACCAUUCUCGCAGGCUGGCUUUCGUGCAUUUGUGCCAAUGGUGGUCAUACUUGAGCAAUCGGGCUUGCUUGGAUAUUCUUCUGGCAAAGUGUAGGAGAAAAACCUGACUUUACAGAACUGUGUUGAAUGCAAUACAGUGAUAUCCUUGUGCAGCUUGUGGAAAAAAGAUCAGAACAACUCUGAAAAAAAUUAUAAGCAUCUUUUAGACCUAAGGAACUGACUUACAUAAGAGGUGGAGAGGUGGCCCAUUUAGCUCAGUGUGAUCUGUUCUGAGUGCCAUCAGCUCUGCAUGGUCUGGAGCAGAGAAAUCUUCCCUGGUCUUUCUACCUGAGAUAACCAGGUAUCCUGGAGGUUGAACCCGGGAUGUUCUACAUCCAAACUAUGUAUGCUCUACCAGAGAGCUGUGGCCCUUUUUUAACACCAGCUCCAACUCUACACAACAGACCAUGCUCUUCUUAGUGCCCUAGUGAAGUAGGAGUCUAAAUCUAAAUCUCCAGUCCAGGUAGCCUCAGGAAUAACAAAAGGCCUGUCCAUUUAUUAAUAAUCUCUAGUAUAAUACUGGUUUGUGUUUUAGGUUUCUGGCUGCUAGUGAGGGAUGGAUGUCAGUUUACUAAAAUCUAGUAUAUAGGUUCAGUCAUGCACUCCACAUAAUGAAGUUACUUCUGAAGAUUGAAACUGUGAGUUUCUGGAUUCUACUGAAAACUUGUGUGUGUUUUUAAUGAGGUUUGGAGCACAAUGAUUAGAUUAAAAGAUAAUGCUUUAUGCCUUCUCCAAAGCUUUUUAUGACUGCAAGCUGCUAUUGUUUGUUUCUGACCAGGGUGCAGAAUUGUACCCUUACUAAGCUAAAUAUCAGUGGAAAGUGCUCUUGUACUGGUGUUGCAUUGGGGCUAACCCAUUCCUUCCGGGGAAUAUAAAGCAAUAACACAUUGGGGUCUCCUAGGACAGUGGCCCCAUUUUGAUCUUUCUUCCUUCCAUGCAAAUCCAGCUGUGAAGGGUUUCUUUGUGCAUAACCAUCUUUAUCCCCAAGAGGGUUACAGCCUUUUCUCAUUGUUGAUCAUACAGGUUCCAAUGCAAUUAGAGUCCUAAAUUUAGGGCUAAUAGAAAGGAUACAUUUGGCCCAAAUCAUAGUGUUAUGGAUGCAUGGAUGAUGAAGCCUUAGGGUAUAGUUACAGAUGUUUUUGGUGUAACCAGGGGCGGGGGGGGGGGGGAGAUGAUCAUGCAGGUCUAAGCAACCAUAAAGUUCCCCCCAAAGGGCUAUAGAGUAAAGUGGAGACCUGGGAUGCAAAGAAGUUCGUAUGUUUCCAUAAACUUUGACAUAAACGCCAACAAGCUUAUUUAAUUAAAUGGACUAGAAGCAUCCAAUGUGUUUGCCUACUUAAUGGGUGAGAUUAACCCAGAGAGGUGGUGGUAACUGAUGAUUUGUUGAUACUGUGAAGGAAGGACUGUGUGUCACUGAGUGGGUUAAUUUUGUUUGAUAACUGAGGCUUGGAUAAUGGCAUCCUGUCUUGGAUGCUUUUAGAAGAAACAUCCUUGAGGCAGUCCUACAGAAAGGGGGGACAUGAACUCCAGAUUAUUUGCGUCAGAAUUUGCAGUAGUGCCAUGAGUUUUGUUAAGUCAUGGAUGGGGUCCUUGAUCCUGAAGCCCUUUUUGCAGUUUGGAUCCCAGGCAGCCUUUUAGCUUCCGACUGUCCUUUUGGUGAAGGACACAGGCUAUGAUCCAAAGAAGGGGCAUACACUAGCAGGAACAAGCAGUGCGUGCAGUUGAAGAUUUGCUUGCUCCUUUCAACACAGCAGUUUCCACUGUAGAAGAGGAAAGCCUCUUCUCGAGCUACGUGAUGGCUUGUCUCAUCCGCAGUUGGGAACUGCUGACAACUGUGAAAUUCUGGCUGUACAUACUCCCCCUUCUUUAGAUAGUGACCACGGGCCUCAGAAGAUUAGGUGAUUAUUUCGUGGACAUAUGAAUUGCCUUGCUCGGUGACUCCAAGAUCUUGCUUUGUUUUCAUGUUCUGCGGGUUGUGGUCCUCGGAGGCAUCUAUCUGGCCUUGGCUGUAAAGAGAAUUCUGGCCAAUGACCCAGCAAAGCAGUUCUGCAUCCCCAAGUCUCUCCUUCCAAGCGACCUGAAGUCAUGUCAAAGACCGAACUUACUGGCUCCUUUCCCAGAAAGAGGUCUUUUUGUCUGCCAUUUCAAGCUGGGUCUAUCAUCUCUUGUUUCUCUGUAUUCGAAGAUCAUUUUCCAAACAAAUGGACGUUUCUAGGUUUUAAGAAGUGAUUUAAUAAAAAGAAACCUUG
Messenger RNA from Eublepharis macularius, 8191 nucleotides. RefSeq names its product NMDA receptor synaptonuclear signaling and neuronal migration factor (gene NSMF). Gene Ontology annotation, biological process: regulation of neuronal synaptic plasticity; positive regulation of neuron migration. Gene Ontology annotation, molecular function: protein binding. The record is from RefSeq and is a predicted model, not a curated record. Gene Ontology annotation, cellular component: cytoplasm; nucleus. Lineage: Eukaryota; Metazoa; Chordata; Lepidosauria; Squamata; Eublepharidae. Bases 116 to 1729 code for a protein of 537 amino acids. The transcript is spliced from 15 exons.